AUGAUUCUAUCAAAGCUAGAAGCAUUGAUCGAGUUAUUUUUACUUUUUUUGCGACUAGGGUGCGGUUCGUUUGCAAAUUUCGUAGUAGCAUUCGCUAUUGGGCAAAUUAUAAGUAAACAAGGAGUAACGAUGCGAUUGAAAAUUCCUGAAACUUUUCCUAAGUCUCUGCUAAUGACAUUGUAUUUUGUCUCUGCGGGACGUUUCAGCAUUGAUACUUUAAUGAAAGAAAAUUAUGGAUUUAAAUGUAAUCGCUGA
Molecule: messenger RNA, 255 nt
Organism: Brugia malayi
Lineage: Eukaryota; Metazoa; Nematoda; Chromadorea; Rhabditida; Onchocercidae
Exons: 2
Coding region: 1-255 (84 amino acids)
Source: RefSeq, a predicted model, not a curated record